Messenger RNA from Ichthyophthirius multifiliis, 681 nucleotides. Its product is annotated as NLI interacting factor-like phosphatase family protein, putative. Lineage: Eukaryota; Ciliophora; Oligohymenophorea; Hymenostomatida. Gene Ontology annotation, molecular function: phosphoprotein phosphatase activity. The transcript has 2 exons. The record is from RefSeq and is a predicted model, not a curated record.
AUGAUAAGAAAAUCUAUUUAUAAACAAGAAGAGAUAGUAUAAAUAAACUAAAAUAAAUUAUGUAUAUAUGAAAUAAAAAAAAAUAGAUAAAAAACAUUAGUAUUUGAUUUAGAUGAAACACUUAUUCAUUGUAAUGAAAAUGUAUAAAUUCCUUCUGAUGUAGUUUUACCAAUCAAAUUUCCAACAGGAGAAAUAAUUGAAGCUGGUAUAAAUAUUAGACCUUAUUGCUAUGAAUGUUUAUAAGAAUUGAGUAAAUAUUAUGAAAUUGUUGUUUUUACAGCAAGUCAUAGUUGUUAUGCUAAUGUAGUAUUAGAUUAUUUGGAUCCAAAAGGUUAAUAUAUUUCUUAUAGACUUUAUAGGGAAAACUGUGUUACGACAGAAGAAGGUGUAUAUAUUAAAGAUUUAAGAGUAUUAUAAAAUAGAAAUAUGAGUGAUAUUGUGUUAGUAGAUAAUGCAGCUUACUCUUUUGGUUUUUAGAUAAAUAAUGGAAUUCCUGUUAUUCCAUUUUAUGAUAAUAAAAAUGAUAAUGAAUUAAAAAAUUUAAUUAACUUUAUGAAAUCGAUACAUUAAGUUAAAGAUUUUAGAGAUACUUUAAAAAAAGUUCUUAAAAUAAAUUAGUUUUCAGAAUUUUAGGAUCCAGAAAUGUUACUUAGUACAUUGUUUUAAGAAUUAAUUUAAUGA